AUGAGUUCAUUAGAAGGAGGAACAUAUAAUCUCAACAACAUUCCGCCAUCCCCUUCGAAGAAAACGAAAAAACAAAGUGUCACUUUUGAUGAGCAAAUCAAGCAAAUCAAUUCAAUUCAUCUCAAAGAAAUAACAAGCGAGCCGCCAACAGUCGUCGACAUUAAACCACAAUUUUUCACUUUCACAUCACCACAGAAAAAAACCCCAAAAAAACAAAAAGAGUCGAAAGAACUGAAAAAGAAUAACACUUUUUCAGACGAAGAUAAAGUCGACAGUUUAGACCAAAAAUCAAGUCUGAAAAUGGCAGUUGAAAUGGACGAUGACAAUUUGUUGCGACCAGUGUUAAAACCAUCAGUACUACCAAAACGAACGACACCAAAAAAAGAAGGAAAAAGUACUUACUCACGACGAAAUCCACCAGUAAAAACGGGGAAAUCGGAACUCCGGUUUAACCCUCUUGAAUUUAAACACUUUGGACCAAAGAAAGAGAAAUUCGAAAAGACAAAAAAGGUGACCGAAGGAAAUGCGAAUAACGUGGUGGACAUCGACAAACCAACACAAAUUGUCUUGGAAGAACAAACAAAAUGCGAACCAGUGGGAUCAACUGAUUUGUAUAAAACGGAAGUCGAUGGAUCGAAAGAAUACUUGGUCUUGGAAGACGACGACGGCCUGAAGAGGAAAACCACGUCGAAGACGUAUUAUUGUUACGAAGAAAAGAACAAUCAAAUCACACUCGAGCAACAUGACUUGGACAUCUUAAAAAACAACGAUAUGAUCAACGACACAAUCAUCGACUUUUAUUCAAAAUGGAUUGAGAACGAAGAAGUCCCCACAGAGUACAAGGGGAAGUGUCUCUUCAUGUCGGUGUUGUUUCUGACGAAGCUCCAGGGGUACUUUUCUGACCUUGAAAAAGCCCUUCAAAAGGAGGCAAAAGAGAACAACGAACACUUUGAUGACCAAAAGCUGUUCAACGAGUUUUUCUUGAAAUACAAGAAAAUACGGCACUGGCUUGGAGACGCCGACAUUUUUAAAUACAAGUUCAUCUUUCUUCCUCUUCACACAAGUUCACACUUCUCGUUGAUUGUGUUGUGUUUCAAUGGCGUCGAGGGAUUUGAGAGUCUUGUGAUGACUGAAGACCCCCAAAAGGUUGAUGUCAUGAAAGAAGCACCAUGUUGUUUGAUCAUCGACUCGUUGGGCCGAAAAUUCAUUCCUGACCGGCUAAAAAUCAUCAUUCAACUCUUUGUCACUGCCGAGUUUAAAGUUUGCAAAAAGGAAAUCAAAAACAUCAGCGAGGAUAUGAAGGAGUACUCCAUCAACUGUAUUCAACAAACAAAUUUUGUAGACUGUGGCUGCUAUGUCCUCUAUUUCAUCAGAAAAAUGGCGUGUAGUCCCUCCAGGCGUCUCUACGAUCUUAAGCCUAUCUUUGUCCAGAAAGAGGCUGAGAAUGAGAGACAACGAAUAUGUGAGAUAGUCGAAAAACUUGAAAAGAAGGAUAUGUGA
Entamoeba invadens IP1 is the source of this 1500-nucleotide messenger RNA. RefSeq lists its product as hypothetical. The record is from RefSeq and is a predicted model, not a curated record. The transcript has a single exon. Bases 1 to 1500 code for a protein of 499 amino acids. Gene Ontology annotation, biological process: proteolysis. Gene Ontology annotation, molecular function: cysteine-type peptidase activity. NCBI's taxonomy places the organism in Eukaryota, Evosea, Mastigamoebida, Endamoebidae.